Messenger RNA from Fulmarus glacialis (Northern fulmar), 2476 nucleotides. It is a transcript of the gene INTS13, whose product is annotated as asunder spermatogenesis regulator. Gene Ontology annotation, cellular component: integrator complex. The record is from RefSeq and is a predicted model, not a curated record. NCBI's taxonomy places the organism in Eukaryota, Metazoa, Chordata, Aves, Procellariiformes, Procellariidae. The transcript has 16 exons. Bases 2 to 2122 code for a protein of 706 amino acids. Gene Ontology annotation, biological process: regulation of mitotic cell cycle; centrosome localization.
AAUGAAAAUCUUUUCUGAGUCUCAUAAAACUGUUUUUGUUGUGGAUCACUGCCCAUAUAUGGCAGAAUCCUGCAGACAACAUGUUGAAUUCGAUAUGUUAGUGAAGAAUCGGACCCAAGGAAUUAUACCUCUAGCACCCAUCUCAAAAUCACUAUGGACCUGUUCAGUGGAAUCAUCCAUGGAGUACUGUAGAAUAAUGUACGAUAUUUUCCCUUUCAAGAAACUGGUGAAUUUCAUUGUGAGUGAUUCUGGGGCUCAUGUCUUGAAUUCUUGGACUCAAGAAGAUCAGAACUUGCAGGAGUUGAUGGCAGCAUUAGCAGCUGUCGGGCCACCUAAUCCUCGGGCAGAUCCAGAGUGCUGCAGCAUACUUCAUGGUCUGGUUGCAGCAGUUGAAGCACUCUGCAAAAUAACAGAAUACCAGCAUGAGGCUCGAACCAUGCUCAUGGAGAAUGCAGAACGUGUUGGAAACAGAGGAAGAAUAAUCUGUAUUACUAAUGCGAAAAGUGACAGUCACGUUCGGAUGCUUGAGGAUUGUGUUCAGGAAACCAUUCAUGAGCAUAACAAGCUUGCAGCUAAUUCAGAUCAUCUAAUGCAGAUUCAGAAAUGUGAAUUGGUCUUAAUCCACACUUACCCAGUUGGUGAAGACAGCCUUGUUUCAGAUCGUCCUAAAAAAGAGCUUUCACCUGUUUUAACCAGUGAAGUGCACAGUGUCCGUGCGGGACGGCAUCUGGCUACAAAACUGAAUGUUUUAGUACAACAGCACUUUGAUCUGGCUUCAACCACAAUAACUAACAUUCCUAUGAAGGAAGAACAACAUGCUAACACAUCAGCCAACUAUGAUGUAGAGCUUCUUCAUCACAAAGAGGCACAUGUUGACUUUUUAAAGAGUGGUGAUAAUCAUACAGGUGGCAAUAGCAGAGAAGGCACAUUUAAAGAAACUGUAACAUUAAAAUGGUGUACUCCUCGAACAAAUAGUGUGGAAUUACACUAUUGCACUGGAGCGUACAGAAUUUCACCAGUAGAUGUAAAUAGCAGACCUUCUUCAUGCCUUACUAACUUUCUCCUUAAUGGUCGUUCUGUUUUGUUGGAACAGCCACGCAAGUCUGGCUCUAAAGUAAUUAGUCACAUGCUCAGCAGCCAUGGAGGAGAAAUUUUUCUGCAUGUAUUAAGCAGCUCACGAUCAAUUCUAGAAGAUCCCCCAUCAAUUAGCGAAGGGUGUGGUGGAAGAGUCACUGACUACCGGAUUACAGAUUUUGGUGAAUUUAUGAGGGAAAACCGAUUAACUCCUUUUCUAGAGCCCAGAUGUAAGAUUGAUGGAAGUCUUGAAAUUCCAUUGGAACGUGCAAAAGAUCAGUUAGAGAAACAUACUCGUUACUGGCCUAUGAUUAUUUCUCAGACUACCAUCUUCAACAUGCAAGCUGUAGUGCCAUUAGCCAGUGUGAUUGUAAAAGAAGCAAUGACUGAUGAGGAUGUUCUGAAUUGUCAAAAAACAAUAUACAAUUUGGUAGACAUGGAGAGGAAAAAUGAUCCGCUGCCAAUUUCUACUGUUGGUACCAGAGGAAAGGGUCCAAAAAGAGAUGAACAGUACCGGAUUAUGUGGAAUGAAUUGGAAACCCUUGUACGAGCACACAUAAACAACUCUGAUAAACACCAGCGAGUCUUAGAGUGUUUGAUGGCUUGCAGAAGCAAACCCCCAGAAGAAGAGGAGCGCAAGAAACGAGGUAGAAAGAGAGAAGACAAAGAAGACAAGUCAGAGAAGUUGGGCAAAGACUAUGAAUCAGAUAAGCCAUGGCAAGAAACAGAAAGGUUAAAAGGUCUUUUGGAUCGUGAAAAAGAAGAACUAGCAGAAGCUGAAGUUAUCAAAGAUUCCCCUGAUUCUCCUGAGCCACCCAACAAAAAGCCUCUUAUUACCAUGGAUGAAAUGCCCACAGUUGAAAAAGCAAAAGGGCCAAUGUCCUUGCUGUCUUUAUGGAGCAACAGGAUUAAUACUGCCAACUCUAGGAAACACCAGGAAUUUAUUGGUCGUUUGAACUCUGUCAACAAUAAAGCUGAGCUAUAUCAACAUCUGAAAGAAGAAAAUGGAAUGGAAACGACGGAAAAUGGAAAAGCAGGCCGGCAGUGAUGAUUAAUUUUGUUUCUUUGGACAAAACUUGGCCAAAUUGCAAAAAUACUUAAUGCUGGAAUUGAUAUUGGUACCAUUUCAGUACAAUUGUAUAGCUCUGUUUUGAUUGGUUUUUACAUUUUUCUAAUCUUAUUUUUGCUAUGAAAUAUGAAAUCCGCAUAUCACAUUAAAUGAAGAACGUGCAAAUAGGAGCUGUCCUGAAGUAUUUUACAGUCAUGUUUUUAGGAUGAAGAAAACCUGUGCUGCCAUGGUCUAAAUCAAGUAAUCAAAAAUGUUAGUCAGAGUUUAAAGUCUUUUCCCAAAAGUAUUGUUUAAUAUUUCAAAAUCAGUGAUGGCUGUUUAAAAAAAAAAAAA